This is a messenger RNA of Botrytis byssoidea, 906 nucleotides long. RefSeq lists its product as uncharacterized. Bases 1 to 906 code for a protein of 301 amino acids. Lineage: Eukaryota; Fungi; Ascomycota; Leotiomycetes; Helotiales; Sclerotiniaceae. The record is from RefSeq and is a predicted model, not a curated record. The transcript has 4 exons.
AUGACAGAUAGAUUCACGCAAAAUUGCUAUGCGUGGUUUGAUGGCGGGGUGGAGACCAUCGAGCCGCGGAAUUAUUUUCCUUGUGGCACGGUGAAUAGUACUUCGGAUUUCCUCACUUGCUGCAUGGAGUUUGAUACGUGCGUGGGGAACAAUAUCUGUCAAGCAUCGCCGGGCGUGGCGGAGCCGGAAUAUUAUCUCGGCUAUUGUAAUGAUCCUACCUAUACCGCAUCUGUAUGUCCGAAAGAAUGCGUCGACCUCGAAACUAAUGGUGGCGGCGCUAUCGGUAUUGUUUACAACUCCACGACUAGCGAAUGGAAUUGCUGCAGUGAUGCCGCGUGCAAGAGUCUCAGCAGUGAAGUUUUUGAUGCGCCGGCUCCUUCCUCUUUAUCGGUAGUCGCUUCGCCUACUUCCAGACCCUAUUCUACCUUUACUACUUCCUCCGCUUCUGUGUCUGGUACUUCUGCUUCAGUAGCGAUAACUUCUUCUUCUUCUUCUUCUUCUGCAUCAUCGUCGACGAUCGAGUCCUCAAGCAUAAAUGCCAUAUCCCCAUCAUCAUCCCCAUCAUCAUCUCCAUCAUCAUCAUCAACGUCUGCAUCAAAGCUCUCCCCCGGCGCUAUAGCAGGAAUCGCCAUCGGCGCCGCGAUCUUCGUUGCGCUCCUCGCUCUGCUCACAUAUUUCCUCCUGCGCAAACGCAAUAAUAGGAAUAAAUACAGCCAGAACGUGGGAGAAGCAUAUGCUAAACCGGAGUUGGCAGGCGAGACGGGGAAUGGAAGAGAGAGGAGUGAGGUUGAUGGGGCGGGACGGAGGGUGGAGAUUGGUGGGAGUGAGGUGUCGGAGAUGGGUGAGGGGAGGGGUCAGGCGUGGGAGUUGCAGGGGGGUGAGAGGGGGAGGGUGGAGUUGGGGUGA